Molecule: messenger RNA, 561 nt
Organism: Cryphonectria parasitica EP155
Lineage: Eukaryota; Fungi; Ascomycota; Sordariomycetes; Diaporthales; Cryphonectriaceae
Exons: 5
Coding region: 1-561 (186 amino acids)
Biological process (GO): meiotic joint molecule formation; double-strand break repair via homologous recombination; meiotic DNA recombinase assembly involved in reciprocal meiotic recombination
Cellular component (GO): Swi5-Swi2 complex; Swi5-Sfr1 complex
Source: RefSeq, a predicted model, not a curated record
AUGUUGGCAUUUGCUAGACUAGAUCUGUUUACCUUGGGAAGAGGCCUAAGAGACAACAUUUGUCUCGAAGUGUCUAACGGUCGAGACUAUGGUGGCUUGCUGAUAGUCAUCACUGACCGUCUCGACAAGAUUCUGGAACAGGACAAGGGCCACGACGAGCCGACAUGCCCGUUCCUCUGGGGUCCCAUCAAUUGUGCCACAAGCACGAGUGACCAGGCGCGCACUGUUCAGAUCACUGGUCCAGCGCCUGGGGACCAUUUCAAGGCCACGGCCGCAUCCGCUGCAGAAGCCUCGGAUAGCGUUCGCUACGUCUCUGCUUUGAGCGCUGCUAGAAAAACAAAGAACUCGAAAGAGAACAAGCUGGUCUCAGCCUUCUGUGCGUCUGUGUCGUGUAGGCAGAAGCCAGAAGUCACGGUCGACGAGCAUAUCCAGCUCUUACGCCAGUACAACAAGACAAAGGAUGCUGGCCAGAUGCUGAUCGGCUUGAUUGCCGACAGUCGUGCCGUUCCUGUUGGGUCGUUGUACCGAGACCGCGACUAUGGCGUGAGUCUGGACGACUAA